GCUGCCACCGCCACCGCCCCCGCCCCCUCCACGGUGUCCUCGGGCCCUCCAGUCACGCCCGCGGCGCCCGCCCCCUCCGCAGACGGGAGCACCGCCCCUGCUGGUGUUGGGGUGCCCCCUCCCGCCACCGGGGGCGGCGACGACCCGUUCACCUGCCCACUCUGCUGGAAGGUUUUCAAGAAGCCCAGUCACCUCCACCAGCACCAGAUCAUCCACACGGGCGAGAAGCCCUUCUCCUGCUCCGUGUGCAGCAAGAGCUUCAACCGCAGGGAGAGCCUGAAGCGUCACGUGAAGACGCACUCGGCUGACCUCCUGCGCCUGCCCUGCGGCAUCUGCGGGAAGGCCUUCCGCGAUGCCUUCUACCUCCUCAAGCACCAGGUGGCCCACGCAGGGGUGGGCGCCGGGGGGCCUCGGCCCGUGUACCCCUGCAGCAAGUCCUACUCAGCGCCGCAGAGCCUGCUCCGCCACAAGGCCGCUCACGCCCCGCCACCUGCCGCUGCGGAAGCGCCCAAGGGCGGGGCAUCCUCGGCCGCGCAGCCCCCGCCUACCUUACCCCCGUGCCCGUACCUCCUGGCCCCCGACCCUCCCGCCACCGACAGUGAGAAGGCGGCGGCAGCCGCGGCGGCGGUGGUGUACGGUGCCGUGCCAGUCCCGCUCCUGGGCGCCCACCCGCUGCUGCUGGGCGGCGCAGGGACCAGCGGGGCAGGAGGCUCGGGCGUCAGCGUCCAAGGAAAGACGUUCUGCUGCGGCAUCUGCGGGCGUGGCUUCGGGCGCCGCGAGACCCUGAAGCGCCAUGAGCGCAUCCACACGAGCGAGAAGCCCCACCAGUGCCUCGUGUGCGGGAAGCGCUUCCGCGAAUCCUUCCACUUGAGCAAGCACCGCGUGGUGCACACGCGCGAGCGGCCCUACAAGUGCGAGCUCUGCGGCAAGAUCUUCGGCUACCCGCAGAGCCUCACCCGCCACCGCCAGGUACAGCGGCUCCAGCUGCCCUGUGCCCUGUCCCAGGGCGCAUCCGGGGCCUGUGGGCCCGGGGCCUCAGGCACGUCUGCAGGGCUCACCGAUGGGCUGAGCUACGCCUGCUCGGACUGCGGCGAGCACUUCCCAGAUCUCUUUCACGUCAUGAGCCACAAGGAGGUCCACAUGGCAGAGAAACCAUACGGCUGCAACGCCUGCGGCAAGACCUUCGGCUUCAUUGAGAACCCCAUGUGGCAGAAGCUGGUCCACCAGGCCGCCCCGGAGCACCUGCUCCCGAGCACGCCUGGCGGCCCGCAGCCCCCGGACGGCUCCAGCGGCACGGAUACGGCCAGCGUGCGGGACAACGGGCUGGUGGCGGAGGUGAGAGCGGCCGUGGCGGCACAGGCAGGGGUGUCUGGGGGUGAGGACGCAGGCGGGGCGGCGGUGGCAGGGGCCGGCGGGGGUGCCAGUUCCGGCCCUGAGCGCUUCAGCUGUGCCACGUGCGGCCAGAGUUUCCAGCACUUCCUGGGCCUAGUGACUCACAAGUACGUGCACCUGGUGCGACGGACCCUGGGCUGCGGCCUCUGCGGCCAGAGCUUCACGGGCGCCUACGACUUGCUCCUGCACCGCCGCAACCAUCGGCAGAAGCAGGGUUUCCGCUGCCCGGUGUGCGGGAAGCGCUUCUGGGAGGCGGCCCUGCUGAUGCGCCACCGGCGCUGCCACGCGGAACAGCAGCCGUACAGAUGUGGCGUGUGCGGCCGAGGCUUCCUGCGCUCCUGGUACCUGCGGCAGCACCGCGUGGUCCACACUGGCGAGCGGGCCUUCAAGUGCCGCGUGUGCGCCAAGCGCUUCGUGCAGUCGUUCAGCCUGGCAUAGCACCGGUGGCUGCACGCUGUGGCCCGGCCCCAGCGCUGCAGCGCCUGUGGCAAGACCUUCCGCUACCGCUCCAACCUGCUGGAGCACCAGCGGCUGCACCUGGGCGAGUGCGCCUACCACUGUGAGCACUGCGGCAAGGGCUUCUUCUACCUGAGGUCCGUGCUGCGCCACCAGCGCACCCACGAGCCGCUGCGGCCCGAGCUCCGCUGCCCCACCUGCCUCAAGGCCUUCAAGGAUCCCGGCUACUUCCGUAAGCACCUGGCUGCCCACCAGGGCGGC
Messenger RNA from Chlorocebus sabaeus (green monkey), 2109 nucleotides. The record is from RefSeq and is a predicted model, not a curated record. NCBI's taxonomy places the organism in Eukaryota, Metazoa, Chordata, Mammalia, Primates, Cercopithecidae.